Camelina sativa (false flax) is the source of this 1504-nucleotide messenger RNA. RefSeq names its product F-box/kelch-repeat protein At3g06240. Gene Ontology annotation, molecular function: protein binding. The record is from RefSeq and is a predicted model, not a curated record. Lineage: Eukaryota; Viridiplantae; Streptophyta; Magnoliopsida; Brassicales; Brassicaceae.
CAAACGAUGAAAGCGAUCCAGUUGCUGUGGGAAGCGAUAAUGGAGGCGACGAAGAGAGGAAGAUGGAGAGAAGAUGACGACGACGGCGGAGAAGUAGAGACCAGCGACAAAGCUUAUCUAGAAUCUCUCGUUCUUCCUCCAGAGAUCAUCACAGAAAUUCUUCUCCGAUUACCGGCGAAAUCGGUCGGGCGAUUCAGGUGCGUGUCAAAGCUCUUUUGCUCUUUAUCGUCGAACCCUAGGUUCGCGAAGAGUCAUCUCGAUCUAAUCCUCCGAAACGAAGCCGUACGAUCUCUCCACCGCAGGCUUAUCGUAUCUUCGCAUAAUCUCUACUCUUUAGAUUUCGAUUCGAUUGGAUGCUGUGAAGGAAUUAGGGAUUUAGCGGCUACAGAACUCAAUUAUCCGCUUAAGGACGAUGCGAGUCUUUUCUCUGAGAUGAUUAGGAGUUACGUUAGGGAUCAUCAGUCUGAUGGUGUUGACGAAGAUGAUCGUCGUGUGAUGCUGACGCUGAAUGUGAAACCUUAUAGAAGAAACUGGGUUGAGAUCGUUGGAUCUUCCAAUGGUUUAGUGUGCAUCUCUCCUGGUGAAGGUGUUGUUUUCUUGUAUAAUCCAACCACCGGAGAUUCCAAGAGAUUACCUGAAACUAUACCACACGGAAUAGAUAAUUUCCAAAGUAAUGGAUUUGGUUUCGAUGAUCUCACUGACGAUUACAAAGUGGUGAAGCUUGUUGCUAGUAGCGACGAUGUUUUCGAUGCUAGUGUGUAUUCUUUGAAAGCAGACUCAUGGAGAAGGAUCUGCAGUUUGAAUUAUGAGCACAACGAUGGCUUCUACACGUCAGGUGUGCAUUUCAACGGUGCGAUUCACUGGGUGUUCACACAGACUAGCCAUAAUAACCAAAGAGUGGUCGUAGCAUUUGACCUUCGAACAGAGGAGUUUCGAGAGAUGCCAUUGCCUGAUGAAGCUGAGGAUUGUCAACAUAGGUUUAGAAACUUCGUGGUCGGUUGUCUCAACGGAUGUCUGUGUGUUGUCAAUAGUUGCUACGAGGAGCACGAUGACAUAUGGGUGAUGUAUGAGUACGGUGAAGCUAAAUCAUGGAGCAGAAUCAGGAUCAGCUGGCUGUAUAGGUCGAUGAAGCCGCAGUGUUCGACUAAUAACGAUGAAGAGGUUCUUCUGGAGCUUGAUGGAGGCAUGGUGUUGUACAACUUUGAGACCGCUGCAUCGAGUGUUCUGAGAAUUCGCGGUGUUAAGCUCAGCGACGGGUUCGAAGCCAAUACAUACCUAGAGAGCCUCAUAUCACCAAACUCUUAUUAUAUGGGAUAGAAAAGCUAAAGAAGUCUCUGCUCUCUGCUCUCUGCUCUCUCUCUCUAAAAGAUAGAUAACAUUCAGAUGUGCAUGGUUUUAGUUCAGAAACACAAAUUUAGUAUUCACAUUGUAAUAUGUAUCAUCGAGAGAGAUGAAAAUUAAUAAUACCGCGGAAUGGCAAAUUGUAGUGUACGUAGUUGUAUGA